Molecule: messenger RNA, 801 nt
Organism: Haemonchus placei
Lineage: Eukaryota; Metazoa; Nematoda; Chromadorea; Rhabditida; Trichostrongylidae
Source: the annotation of a GenBank genome assembly
AUGGCUAAUCUCUAUCCUGCAGCAAUCGAUAGUGAUGAAGAAGUUGAAGCAGACGAAAGUGGCGAGGAUGAAAAUAUGGAAGAUAUUGAGGCUGUUGCGGUUGUGAAAAAGAAGAAGGUUGCUGGAGCAGCAGACGAGUUCUCACCGAAUUUUUCCUUUGAAUGCUCUGAUGAGCAGAAGCUCGAUCGUGAUGAUGCUGCUCUCAAGAAGUAUCUACGCAAAGAAGUUGCGUCAACACUGGAAGAAAAGAUUGAAGCAGUUCGCAAAGCAAAAAACACCUCUAAAGAAGUUGAAGUAGUCGUCAAAGAUGAAGAUGAUGGUGUUGAACAAUUAGGAGGGAAGGAAGCAAGAGACACAUUGCGAGAAAAGAAGAAAAUGGGAAAGAAAAAUGUCAAGAAACAUGAUGACUUUUUUGAGGAGGCAAUGGAUGUUUCGGAUAAUAUCACUUUUGAUCAAAUGAAUUUGUCACGUCCAAUGCUAAAGGCGAUUGCUGCAGCAGGUUACACAGAACCAACCCCGAUUCAAGCAGCUUGUAUUCCUGUCGCUCUUUCUGGAAAAGAUAUUUGCGCUUGUGCAGCAACCGGAACGGGAAAAACAGCUGCUUUUGUGUUGCCGAUUCUGGAAAGGCUUCUGUAUCGGUCGAAUACUCGUUCUUGUACUCGUAUUUUGGUCCUCGUUCCAACAAGAGAACUUGCCAUCCAGGUCUUCCAGGUGUUCCGCAAGUUAUCAACGUACUCCCAGGUGGAAGUAUGCCUAUGUGCAGGUGAGUUGGAACAAAUUAGAACCCAUUCUUGCUCUUGA